AUGUCCGGGGCCUCUGGAGGCAGAUCUCACCGUGCAACUUCGUCCACCGUAGAUUCAGACCCGAGUUUACACCGGAGAGCCUCUUCUGUCUCCAAACCAACCGAUCACGGCCUUGAUAUCGAGAACAUCCCACCUGAACCGAUGAAGGGUUCUCCCACCAUCGCCCCGAUGACACAAAGCCAGCGGUCGAGAUACCUGAAAACAGGUGGAAUCCUUGCGUUCAUACUAUUUAUAAUAUACGUGCUCGCCCCUUCAUCACGGACGCCGAAUCUCCCUCCUCCCGGACCAGACUCAGCGACGAAAUGUACAAAGCCGUACGAUUCCUCUAAACCUCUCAUCCAAUAUGUCUUGAUGAUUGAUGCUGGCAGCACGGGAUCGAGAAUCCAUGUCUAUCGCUUCAACAACUGCGGUCCAACUCCAGCACUGGAAAAUGAAGAGUUUAAAAUGACUGAGACGAAGGAGGGCGGCUCUGGUCUCAGCUCAUACCGUGAGGACGCUGAGGGUGCAGCCAAGAGUCUCGACCCGUUGAUGGAGGUUGCCAUGAAGACUGUCCCAGAAGAAUAUAGGUCUUGUUCCCCCAUUGCCGUCAAGGCUACUGCUGGGUUGCGAAUGUUGGGCAAAGAUAUGAGUGACAAUAUUCUUAAGGCCGUCAGAACUCGGCUGGAGACUGUAUACCCAUUCCCAGUUGUCUCAGAGGCACAAGGCGGUGUCGAGAUCAUGGAAGGCAAGGAUGAGGGUGUUUAUGCCUGGAUUACAACCAAUUACUUGCUUGGAAACAUUGGUUCUCCAGAAGAGAUCCCAACCGCUGCCAUCUUUGAUCUGGGAGGCGGUUCUACUCAGAUUGUUUUCCAGCCAACCUAUAAUGGCAAAGGACCAGACGGCCUUCCAGAGAAAAUGCCAGAAGGCGACCACAAGUACGCCCUCAAAUUUGGUGGCAGAGAGUUUAUUCUCUACCAGCACUCCCACCUUGGGUACGGUCUGAUGGCCGCUAGGUCCGCUAUUCACCGUUACCUCAUCGAGACCAAGCAUGAGCUUAGCCCUAAUGACAAAGGCUGGCUGAAACAGAAGGUGGUGAACCCAUGUAUUGUUCCGGGGAUGUCUCGCAAUGUCAGCAUUGAUUUAGGAGAUAACCAUGCCCUGGGGAAGGAAGUCGAGGUACUCAUGGUUGGCCCCAAGGAAUCUUCAGCUGCUCAGUGCCGAAACCUUGCGGAGAAGAUUCUCAAGAAGGACGCAACUUGCAACCUUGCCCCAUGUUCUUUCAACGGAAUCCACCAGCCCUCCCUUCGCAAGACUUUUGCUAAAGAGGAUGUCUUCAUUUUCUCUUACUUCUACGACCGCACCUCUCCCCUCGGAAUGCCCGACUCAUUCACUCUCCAUGACCUUCAUGAACUGACUUCAAUUGUCUGCGGCGGCGAGGAUAGCUGGGGCGUUUUCCAAUCCAACAGCAGCGCCAUGAAAGAGCUAAGUGACCGCCCUGAAUACUGUUUGGACCUUAACUUCAUGCUCGCCCUCCUACACACUGGAUAUGAGAUGCCUCUGCAAAGAGAAGUCAAGACGGCGAAGAAGAUUGACGGAAACGAACUCGGUUGGUGCCUGGGUGCAAGUCUCCCCCUCCUCAGCAAGAACUCCGGGUGGGAAUGCCGUAUUAAGCAGAUUUCUUAA
This is a messenger RNA of Trichophyton verrucosum HKI 0517, 1662 nucleotides long. RefSeq lists its product as uncharacterized. Bases 1 to 1662 code for a protein of 553 amino acids. Lineage: Eukaryota; Fungi; Ascomycota; Eurotiomycetes; Onygenales; Arthrodermataceae. The transcript is spliced from 2 exons. Gene Ontology annotation, biological process: nucleoside diphosphate catabolic process; protein N-linked glycosylation. Gene Ontology annotation, molecular function: UDP phosphatase activity; GDP phosphatase activity. The record is from RefSeq and is a predicted model, not a curated record. Gene Ontology annotation, cellular component: membrane; Golgi apparatus.